This is a messenger RNA of Naumovozyma castellii, 888 nucleotides long. It is a transcript of the gene YHI9, whose product is annotated as Yhi9p. Bases 1 to 888 code for a protein of 295 amino acids. The transcript has a single exon. NCBI's taxonomy places the organism in Eukaryota, Fungi, Ascomycota, Saccharomycetes, Saccharomycetales, Saccharomycetaceae. The record is from RefSeq and is a predicted model, not a curated record.
AUGACACUUAACUUACCCUUCAAACAAAUUGAUGUCUUUACAGCCACCCCAUUUAAGGGGAACCCAGUUGCCGUAGUUAAUUGUAUGGACGUCGAAGAAUCAGAUGUCACUACUGAACAACUGCAAUCUGUUGCCAAUUGGACAAAUCUUUCGGAGACAACGUUCUUAUUCAAACCUACGUUAAAGGAAUGUGACUAUAAGUUGAGAAUUUUCACUCCUGCGAACGAGCUUCCAUUCGCUGGUCACCCUACUGUUGGUUCAUGUAGGGCAUAUUUGCAAUUCAAAAAUAUAAAGAAUGCUACAGCAAUUAAGCAAGAAUGUGGUGUUGGUAUUGUCGAUCUAAGCGUAGAAGGGGAUAAGAUUUCGUUUGUUGCUGCUAGGGCUGAUGUGGAAGAGGUCUCUGAUUCAUUAGUGGAAAGUUACAAAACUGCAAUUGGUGUUCCUUAUGUUAACAGACCUAGUUUGAUGCAAACAGGGCCCGCAUGGUUUGUUUAUUUGGUUGAUGAUGCUGAUACCUGUCUUAACCUGAAUUUAAAUUUAGCAAACUUGAAACAGGUGUGUGAUGCGGCUCAGCAUAGUGGUGUUAUCUUAGCUGGUCCAAGAAAGAGUGCUGAGGGGAUUGAGUAUGAGAUGAGAGCUUUAUUUACAGUCCCUGAUACAUCAUUCGAAGAUCCAGUUUGCGGUAGUGGUGCAGUUGCAUUGUUGAGAUACUUGCAGACAAUUCACAACUACGACGAGACCGUCAAUGUACAUAUUACACAAGGUAGAAGGGUGCAUAGGAAUGGACACAUUAAUGGAUGCAUUAAGGUGGAUCCAAGCAAUGGCGCUGUUUCGUACCACGUCGGUGGUUCUUCGGUUGCUGUCAUCAAUGGUGAGAUCACAUUAUAA